AUGAAGAAUGAGACGGGAUUAAAGAACAUGGAAGAAAAAGGAGAAAAGUUGGUAGAGUAUUCAUAUAAAAUAUACUACUUUGACUUAAAAACAAGCGUAGAAUUUCUUAACAAAGAAAUGGAAGAAAUUAUUGUGCCAAAGGAAGAAGACGAGGAGGAUGAUACUGAAAAAGAAAAAUCAAAUACUUUAAUAUAUGACGGCUAUAAUGAAUAUAAAGGAAGGCAUCAUCCAAUAGAAAAUGUUGGUUCCGGUUACUUAAGGCACAAAAAACUAAAGAGUUUGGCAAAAAUUCUGAGCUUAAAUGAAAAAAAACCUGUUGAGCGUUUAGCACUAAUUGAUGAGCCAGAACUUUUUUUGCAUCCAUCCUUAAUCGGUGACAUAGCAAAUUCUAUUAAGGAAUUAGAAAAAAAAGGUGUCACUUUAAUUAUGACAACUCAUUCUCCCUUUUUUCUUUCUCAAUUUAUUCAUGAAAAGGGAGUAAAUUUAGCUAUAGCCAAGGGAGAAGGGGGAGGUUUAAGUAAACUGUUGUAUUUUUCAGAAAUAAUAGAAAAUGCAAAAAGAAUUAUUGUAGAAGCCACUUCUUUAAGAAGUAAAAUUCCAGAGUUUGACGGUAUUGAAGUUAUACCAAUCUUUAAUGAAGACGAAAAUUUAGUAAAAAGAGCAGGGCCGAUGUUAAUAUUUUCAAGGUUGUUAAGCCAAAGAGAAAAAGAAGAAAAAAAGGACAAAGAAAGAAACUUAAAAAAAGAAAAACCAUUUCAAAAUUGCCGACAUGCUACCAAGUGCACUCGAGAAAAAUUACAUAAGCCAGGAAAAGAAGUGCCAACUAACGAUAUUUUGCCAAACGACAAUUUAAUUAUUAAAGGCAAUAAUCUUCUUUCUCUUUAUUCAUUAAAAGGAAAGUAUCAGGGCAAAAUCAAAUUAAUUUAUAUUGACCCGCCUUAUAAUCCGGAUAUAGCCAAAAAAUUACUGACGAGUGAUGGUUGUCUAAUUGUGGCGAUUGACAAGAACGAACAAGCCGAAUUGACUGUUUUAUUGAAAGAAAUAUUUCGCGGUUAUGAAAUUCAUGUUAUAACUAUCGUUCAUAAUCCAAGGGGAGCACAGGGGGCAAAUUUUUCUUAUACUCAUGAAUACGCUAUUUUUGUUAUUCCCGAAGGCAAAAAAACGAUUGGCGGAGAGAGUUUGAGAACGGACGCUAAAAAUUGUUUUCAUCCUAUUAUUGUUGAAAAUGAAAAAGUAAUCAGUUUUGGAGAAGUAGUUGCCGACGAUUAUCAUCCGGAAAAGCAGACGACCGAGAAAGAAG
This is a messenger RNA of Racocetra persica, 1300 nucleotides long. The record is from the annotation of a GenBank genome assembly. NCBI's taxonomy places the organism in Eukaryota, Fungi, Glomeromycota, Glomeromycetes, Diversisporales, Gigasporaceae.